GGCUCCUCCCCUCUAGUCUUGCACAGGUGUACCGGCUCCUCCCCUUCAGUCUUACACAGGUGUACCGGCUCCUCCCCUUCAGUCUUACACAGGUGUAUAGGCUCCUCCCCUUCAGUCUUGCACAGGUGUACCGGCUCCUCCCCUUCAGUCUUGCACAGGUGUACCGGCUCCUCCCCUCUAGUCUUGCACAGGUGUACCGGCUCCCCCUUCAGUCUUGCACAGGUGUACCGGCUCCUCCCCUUAGUCUUGCACAGGUGUACCGGCUCCUCCCCUUCAGUCUUGCACAGGUGUACCGGCUCCUCCCCUUCAGUCUUGCACAGGUGUAGUGGCUCCUCCCUUUCAGUAUUGCACAGGUGUACCGGCUCCUCCCCUUCAGUCUUGCACAGGUGUACGGCUCCUCCCUUCAGUCUUGCACAGGUGUACUGGCUCCUCCCCUUCAGUCUUGCACAGGUGUACUGGCUCCUCCCCUUCAGUCUUGCACAGUGUACUGGCUCCUCCCCUCCAGUCUUGCACAGGUGUAUCGGCUCCUCCCCCCUUCAGUCUUGCACAGGUGUACCGGCUCCUCCCCUUCAGUCUUGCACAGGUGUA
Molecule: messenger RNA, 588 nt
Organism: Staurois parvus
Lineage: Eukaryota; Metazoa; Chordata; Amphibia; Anura; Ranidae
Source: the annotation of a GenBank genome assembly